GGAGCUUGCGCUGGCAACGACCUGCGGGACAGGGCAGGUAGACGACAGCCUGAUCUGAGACUUGCUAUAAAGAUCGACUACGUUGGCAACAAUUGGGCUGCUCUGGUCGGCAAUGCGCACACUUAACCUUCCACCGCCUCCCACCGCCACAAUGAAGACCUCAGCACUUGCCACCUUGUUCCUGGGCCAUCUAGCCGCCUGUGGCACUGUCCUUUGGGACGGCCGCUUCAACGACUUCACUUCCGCUGCAGACCUCGACAAGUGGUCUUGGUCAAACCAGGUCGGCCCUUACCAGUGGUACAUCAAGGGCAACGGUCCCACUUCCGAAUAUGUCAGCCUGUCCAGCAGCUACAAGAACCCGGCCGACUCGGCCUCAAAGCAGGGCGUCAAGAUCAGCCUGACCAACUCGGCAUACUGGAACGGGCAAAAUAUGCGCCGGACCGAGCUCAUCCCCCAAACCAAAGCGGCCAUUGCCUCCGGAAAGACGCGAGAGCACCAAAUCGCCUUUUUCGAGAGCCAUUUCACCGAGCUCAAAUCUGGCUGGCUGAGCGGUGCCAGCGGCACCACUGACCCGGCCUUGCGCUGGAUGGUUGGCGGUGUCACCAAGUGGAGCGUCGAUUGGGCGGCCGAUGUGUGGCACAACUGCGCUUACGAGAUUGACUUCAACGCCCGCACCGUCGGCUUCUGGCACUCGACGGGCUCUGCCGAUCUGGUUCAGACUGUUGCUCCCGUCAGUGCAUCGCCUUCGAGCAACGGUGCCGACUGGCACUUGGGGGUCCUUGAGCUCCCUCGCAGCGGGUAUGCCGACAGCAACGAGGACUUCUACUUCAGUGGAGUGUAUAUUGAGAGCGGCAGUGUCACCAAGUCCGUCACAGGUCCCAGCUGAGCGAGAGGCCGCCUGUUGAGUACAUAAAUUCGCCUAUCAGUGCAAUAGCUGAAGCAUAAGUUGCACCCCACUCCGUAGAGUGAAAAUGAAAUAAGCACCAUUGUUUUUGUGCCUACUCGACUGAAGGAAAAUGACAUCUGUACAGCGGGUUGUGCCGGCAUAGCGUGGGCGGCAGCGUUUGUGCCUGCUUGAGUAAACCGAAAGCAAAUUUCAAGCUAUUGCAGAA
Messenger RNA from Microdochium trichocladiopsis, 1112 nucleotides. RefSeq lists its product as uncharacterized. Lineage: Eukaryota; Fungi; Ascomycota; Sordariomycetes; Xylariales; Microdochiaceae. The transcript has 2 exons. The record is from RefSeq and is a predicted model, not a curated record. The coding region runs from base 113 to 886 and encodes 257 amino acids.